GAAUACUUUUCCAUUCUUGACUUCUUCGCGUUGUUUCCAAUUUUUCUCCAACUUAACGUAACACUGCCGUUCCGAAACGGCCCCGCGAGAAACCAAGAAAAAAAAAGAAACAACGAGACUGGAAAAUGGAUUUAAAUGCCUUCUCUUCAACAAGAAGAAAAUCAAAGAAUCAUCAAAAUCUUUACUUUUAUUAACCAAAAUCUUAAUUUUCUCCGAAUCCCAUUAUCUUUUUCGGAAAAAAUAACAAGUUGUUUAAAACCCUCCGGAAAAUUCCAGACAGGGACAAUUGGGAUUUUCAGUUUUCAGACAUUCUUUGAUCUGAUGAUCUGAUCGCCAUUGUAAUGUAAAGAAUAAAUUAAAUUACGUAAAGGGUCUGUUAGGAACAAAUAAUCUUGGAAAUUUUUUGACGGGGUGACCAAUGUCUUGGGGAUUGGGUUGGAAACGCCCAUCAGAUGUAUUUCACCUCACAUUAAGCUAUGGUGAAGACGAGGCAUUAGAUGAGUCCACACCCACAUCUUCAAGAUCGUCCUCAUCGACGUCGGUGCAUACUUCACCAUUCUCACCGUCGCCGCCGGCGGAGGGUCAAGAAGAGAAUAAUCAAGAAGAGCUAUUAGGGUUUAGGGUGGAUUUAGAUUGGAACGUCGGUGAUGAUGAGGAUCAGGUGGCUUUGAAGUUGCAGUCACAGGUUAUGGUGGCAUUGCCUUCACCACAAGAUACAGUGGAAAUUGAAUUCAAGGACAAGAAGGAGAAUGAGAAUGCUGCGGAGGAGGAUAUGGGUGAGGUGGCUGUGGAAAUGAGAGUUGUGAAGAGGAGAGAGCCAUUGAAAGGGGUGAUGAUGUGGCGGGUGGGUAGUUCAAGCCAGCAGAGUGAUGGGAUGGGGGUAUUGUCAAAGUUGAUUAGGUCGAAUUUCGCCAAUGGCGGUGCUUUAGGAAUCGGGGAAGGCUCACCAGUGGGGUGUGCUGACCACUGGAAGAGUGUUACUGUUGUUAGUCUAUGUGGUCUUGGACUAAUGGUGCUGCCAGUAGAGAUAACCCAGCUGCCUCUUAUUGAAAGGCUAUAUCUUGAUAACAAUAAGCUAUCAAAUUUGCCACCUGAGCUUGGUGCACUAAAAUGCUUGAAAGUUCUCGCGGUGGACUACAACAUGUUAGUCUCUGUCCCCGUUGAACUAAGAGAGUGUAUUGGGCUAGUCGAAUUAUCGCUGGAACACAACAAGCUGGUGCGACCUCUUCUUGAUUUCAGGGCAAUGACAAUGUUACGUGUUCUGAGGCUUUUUGGUAAUCCUCUAGAAUUUCUUCCUGAUAUUUUGCCACUCCAGAAGCUUCGCCACUUAUCCCUUGCAAACAUAAGGGUUGUGGCAGACGAUCAGUUGAGAUUAGUGAAUGUGCAAAUAGAGAUGGAGAAUAGUUCUUACUUUAUUGCAUCUCGGCAUAAACUGAGUGCCUUCUUCUCUCUUAUAUUCCGUUUCUCUUCGUGUCACCAUCCCCUGCUAGCUUCGGCCCUGGCAAAGAUAAUGCAAGAUGAGGGGAAUCGUGUAGUUGUUGGGAAAGAUGAGAACGCUGUGAGGCAACUCAUAAGUAUGAUCAGUAGUGACAAUCAGCAUGUGGUAGAACAAGCUUGCUCUGCUCUUUCUUCUCUUGCCACAGACGUUUCUGUGGCAAUGCAGUUAAUGAAAUCAGAUAUUAUGCAACCCAUAGAAAGAGUACUAAAAUCUGCUGGUCCUGAGGAAGUCAUAUCUGUGUUGCAAGUUUUGGGAAAUUUGGCCUUUGCAUCAGAUAUUGUAUCCCAAAAGCUGCUGACAAAGGAUGUACUGAGAUCAUUGAAACUUUUGUGUGCUCACAGAAAUCCAGAGGUGCAAAGACUAGCUUUAUUUGCAGUUGGUAAUUUAGCGUUCUGCUUGGAAAAUCGUCGCAUUUUAGUUACUUCAGAAAGUUUACGCGAAUUGCUAUUGCGGUUGACAGUUGCAUCAGAGCCACAAGUCAGUAAGGCUGCAGCUCGUGCUUUGGCAAUACUAGGGGAGAAUGAGGUUCUACGGCGAGCUAUAAGAGGGAGACAGGUCCCAAAGCAAGGAUUGCGCAUACUUUCAAUGGAUGGUGGUGGCAUGAAAGGUCUGGCAACUGUGAGAAUCCUUAAGGAGAUCGAGAAAGGUACUGGGAAGCAGAUACACGAACUUUUUGACCUCAUUUGUGGGACUUCAACUGGUGGUAUGCUUGCUGUUGCUCUUGGGAUCAAACUGAUGUCUUUGGAAAAAUGUGAAGAAAUAUAUAAAAAACUUGGAAAACUUGUGUUUGCCGAACCUGUUCCCAAGGACAAUGAAGCAGCAACAUGGAGAGAAAAGUUUGAUCAACUCUACAAGAGCUCAUCUCAGAGUUUCAGGGUUGUUAUACAUGGAUCUAAACACAGUGCAGAACAGUUUGAGAGAUUAUUGAAGGAGAUGUGUGCUGACGAGGAUGGGGAUCUUCUGAUAGAGUCAGCAAUUAAAAGGAUUCCUAAAGUUUUUGUUGUAUCAACUCUGGUCAGUGCGACACCAGCUCAACCCUUUAUUUUCCGCAACUAUCAGUACCCUCCUGGGACACCAGAGAUUUCCCCUGCGGCUACUGAGAAUUUGACUACUUCUGGCCAAGGAACAGUAAGUGAUCCAGCUCAAGUUGAACACAAGAGAAAUGCUUUCAUGGGAAGCUGUAAGCAUCGGAUAUGGCAGGCCAUAAGAGCAUCAUCUGCUGCACCUUAUUAUCUUGAUGAUUACUCUGAUGAUGUAUACCGCUGGCAAGAUGGUGCAAUUGUUGCCAACAAUCCUACCAUUUUUGCCAUACGAGAAGCACAACUAUUAUGGCCAGAUGCAAGGAUUGACUGCAUGGUCUCAAUUGGUUGUGGUUCUGUCCCCAUGAAGGUUCGCAAAGGUGGAUGGCGUUACCUUGAUACUGGCCAAGUGUUGAUAGAAAGUGCAUGCUCAGUUGACCGGGUGGAGGAAGCUUUAAGUACAUUGCUUCCACUGCUUCCUGAUGUGCACUAUUUUCGCUUUAAUCCAGUUGAUGAGCGAUGUGAUAUGGAGCUAGAUGAGACAGACCCUGCUGUCUGGUCAAAGUUAGAGGCUGCAACAGAUGAUUACAUUCAGAACACUUCUGCUGCUUUCAAGAAUAUUUGUGAAAGAUUGUUGGAGAGGCCACAUGAUGAGAAAUUUUCAGACAAAAAGUCCCAUCAGUUUCUCAAAGCGAAGAACUCUAAAACUGAUGAAAGCAGUCCUUCUUUAGGUUGGAGGAGGAGCGUGCUUCUUGUCGAGGCCCCAAAUAGUGCAGAUGCUGGAAGAGUGUUUCACCAUGUUCGCUCACUAGAGUCAUUGUGUGCUCGUAAUGGAAUAAAACUCAGUCUUUUUAAUGGCAUAUCAAAUACUCAGAAAGCAACUCCAGGAUCAACUUUUCCGACACCUUUUGCUUCUCCAUUGUUCACUGGGAGUUUCCCUUCAAGCCCUCUCUUAUACAGUCCUGAUAUUGGGGCUCAUAGGGUUGGUAGAAUUGAUUUAGUUCCACCACUAAGCUUGGAUGGAUUACAAUCUGCAAAAACAACCGUCUCACCGCCCGAUUCUCCUCGAAAACAUCGACAGCUUUCGUUGCCUGUUCAAUCUUUGUAUGAGAAGCUAAAGAAUUCCCCUCAGGUUGGAGUUGUGCACUUGGCACUGCAAAAUGAUACAUCUGGCUCUGUACUGAGUUGGCAGAAUGAUGUAUUUGUGGUUGCCGAACCUGGAGAACUAGCAGAUAAGUUUCUGCAGAGUGUCAAAUUCAGCUUGCUGUCUAUGAUGCGAGGCCGCCGGAGAAAGUAUGCAUCGGUCAUCUCUGACAUCUCAACCGUUGCUGAUCUUGUUAGGUGUAGGCCAUGCUUCCAAAUUGGGGGUGUAGUCCACCGUUAUAUUGGGCGUCAGACACAGGUCAUGGAAGAUGACCAAGAAAUUGGUGCCUAUAUGUUCCGUAGGACGGUUCCUUCAAUGCAUUUAACUUCAGAAGAUAUUCGGUGGAUGGUUGGAGCAUGGAGGGAGAGAAUUAUAAUCUUCACUGGUUUCUAUGGCCCUAUCCAACCUGUAAUCAAGGCUUUUCUAGAUUCAGGAGCAAAAGCUGUUAUAUGUCCUUCCUCUGAGCCUGAUGAAGUGCAGUUGUCUACAUUUCACGGGUCAGGUGAUUUUAAUUCUUUCGAUAAUGGAAAGUUUGAAAUUGGCGAAGAAGAAGCAGAGGAUGACGAUACUGAACCUACUAGUCCAGCAAGUGAUUGGGAUGAUAGUGAGCCAGAGCAAAGUGAAGGACGCUCUCAAUUCUUUUGGGAUGAUGAUGAGGGGGAGUUGUCCCAAUUCAUAUGUCAAUUCUAUGAGUCUCUUUUUCAGGGUGGUUCAAGAAUAGUUGCUGCAUUGCAGCAGGCUCGUGCCUCGCACCGUAGCCUAAGGUAUUCAUGCCAUCUUCCCAGCAUACCAUAGUUCGUCGGGGUACUCAUACCAUGAUAGUCUCAAGGAAGGCGCAAGGCAGUCAAUGCUUAUGCUGACUGCAUGUUGCUUGAUUAAGGCAAUUUGUGCUCUCUCUACAUUAUUCCAUACUUUGUAAAGAAGAACUAUACUUGUACAAGCAAAGGAAAAGAUUGCAGAAGAAGCAUGGCAAGAGAAAAAAGUAGUAGAAACGAGUAAUAGUUCAAGAAGCUAGAGAAGCAACCAAUUUUGAGGCUCUGAAGUCACUUUUUUUGUGUUCAUAGUCACUGAUGGAUGCUUGUUUUUCUUUAGGGACCAGUUCCGCAGAAUUUUCCUUGUAAGUCAUUUCAGAUUGAGAAAGGUUUCGAGUCCCAAUAAGUAACUUGUAUAGGAAAAUUAAUUUAUUGGAUAAAGCUUGGACAAUUUUUUUUAA
Molecule: messenger RNA, 4874 nt
Organism: Solanum pennellii
Lineage: Eukaryota; Viridiplantae; Streptophyta; Magnoliopsida; Solanales; Solanaceae
Product: phospholipase A I
Exons: 18
Coding region: 419-4456 (1345 amino acids)
Biological process (GO): fatty acid metabolic process
Cellular component (GO): membrane
Molecular function (GO): glycerophospholipase activity; protein binding
Source: RefSeq, a predicted model, not a curated record